AUGGAGAACCACCUCUCUGUUCCCACAGAAUUCAACAUUUUGCCAUUUUCCAGUAAGGCUGACAGUCCAGCACUAACUUCCUUCCUGUUCACGGUGAUCUACUUGCUUGGCGUCCUCAUGAAUAUGAUGAUUGUGACCCUGAUCUAUCUGGAUAAGCAGCUGCACACCCCUCUGUAUCUGUUCCUCUGUAACUUGUCCUUUGUGGACAUGUGUUAUACAACGACCAUCAUCCCAAAACUUCUACAUAUGCUUUCAUCUGGAAAUUACAAAGUGUCCUUCAGAGAAUGCUUCACCCAGAUGUUCUUCUUCUUCUUGGCUGCAGUGGCAGAAGAUCUUCUGCUGUUCACAAUGGCCUAUGACCGUUACGUUGCAGUCUGUAAACCACUACAUUAUCACUCUAUACUAAGUAAAAAAGUGUGCUCUUUCUAUAUGGCCGCCAUAUGGUUUUCUGCAGGAUUAAACUCCUGUUUCGUUACAGUCCCGGCCAUGAAGAUGUCCUUCUGUAAUUCCACCACAAUUCACCAUUUUCAUUGUGAUGCGAAAGCUCUGACAAAGAUUUCAUGUGCUGGCAAAGAAAUGUUUUAUUUAGUGAUUUAUUUUGAGUCAUUUUUAUUAGCACUUUGCCCAUUUUUAUGCAGUUUAAUAUCCUAUUCAAAAAUAUUACAGGUUAUAUUUCACAUAAAAUCUCGGGAGGGGAAGAUAAAGGCCUUCUCCACCUGCUCGUCCCAUCUUACCGUCAUCAUGCUCUACUACAGCACAGCUGCAGCGGUGUAUUUAUUGCCGUCUUCUAGAUACUCCGAUACUCUGGAUCAGGUCUUCACUUUGUUAUAUGCUACUGUCACCCCAAUGUUAAACCCACUGAUUUAUAGUCUUAGAAAUAAAGAUGUGAAGACGGCUGUGAUGAGAUUAUUGCAGAUUAGGUAUAACACUUAG
This is a messenger RNA of Bufo bufo (common toad), 933 nucleotides long. RefSeq names its product olfactory receptor 1C1-like. Lineage: Eukaryota; Metazoa; Chordata; Amphibia; Anura; Bufonidae. Bases 1 to 933 code for a protein of 310 amino acids. The transcript has a single exon. Gene Ontology annotation, cellular component: membrane. Gene Ontology annotation, molecular function: olfactory receptor activity; G protein-coupled receptor activity. Gene Ontology annotation, biological process: G protein-coupled receptor signaling pathway. The record is from RefSeq and is a predicted model, not a curated record.